AGGGAGAAGGCAAGAGGCGCCUCUUCGGAGCGAGAGCCCGCCCUGGCCGCUCCGCUCCGCUCCCUGCCUCGGCGCUCGGUGGAGGCAGAGUCGCUGCGGCGGGAGGGACCCCUGAUGUUACAAAUCCGCCGGCGGAGACAGAAGAGGCGCCGCCAACUCCAGGAGAGGGAGGGAGCCCGGCUUGCGGGAAGGAUGCCGACGGGAGUCUUGCAGCCAUCUGCAUGUAUGUAAGCAACUUUUGCUGAGCGGGGAGGGAAUUGAAACUUUGCUCUGCCGCAGGAGGGGAUCUUCCGGCCGAAAGACCCAAAUGAGCCCCGGACUGGAGGGACCCGCAGAAGUCGGCAGCGCGGCUUGGUAACUUACCGGGGGUGGGAGGAGGACGGGCGCGCGGGGCUGCCCAGAGGCAGGGGCCGCCGAGGACGAUGCACGCCCGAGUCCUUUUUGCCCUGGCGACCCUGGCUUGCCUGGAAGGCGCGGCGGGCAAGACGCUGAGGUACAGGAUUUACGAGGAGCAGAGGGUGGGCUCGGUCAUCGCGAGGCUCUCGGAAGAUGUCGCCGACGUGUUGUACCGCAUGCCGAACCCUUCCUCGGUUCGCUUUCGAGCCAUGCAGAGGGGCAGCGCGCCCUUGCUGACGGUCCGCGAGGAUAACGGGGAGGUCAGCAUCGGAGCCAAAAUCGACCGGGAGCAACUCUGCCAGAAGAACUUGAACUGUUCCAUCGAGUUCGACGUGAUCACGCUGCCCACCGAACAUCUGCAGCUUUUCCACGUCGAAGUGGAAGUACUGGAUAUCAAUGACAACGCUCCGCAGUUCUCCAGGGCUCUGAUCCCGAUCGAAAUCUCCGAGAGCGCAGCUGUGGGGACCCGCAUUCCUUUGGAUAGUGCCUUUGAUCCAGAUGUGGGCGAGAAUUCCCUGUACACGUACUCCCUGUCUGCCAACGAUUUCUUUACUAUUGAAGUUCGAACCAGGACUGAUGGUGCCAAAUACCCAGAGCUCGUUGUGGUGAGCGAGUUGGACCGGGAACUGAAAUCCAGCUACGAGCUCCAGCUCACGGCUUCCGACAAUGGGGUGCCUCAACGAAGUGGAUCUUCCAUCCUGAAGAUCAGCAUUUCUGAUUCCAAUGAUAAUAGCCCCGUUUUUGAGCAGCAGACAUACAUUAUUCAGCUUUUAGAAAAUUCACGUGUUGGGACUUUGCUCAUUGACCUCAAUGCCACUGACCCGGAUGAGGGUGCUAAUGGUAAAGUUGUGUACUCCUUCAGCAGUCACGUGUCUUCCAAAAUCAUAGAGACUUUUAAAAUGGAUCCUGAACGGGGACAGCUGACCCUUUUGAAAGCAGUGGACUACGAAACCACCAAAUCUUAUGAAAUCGAUGCUCAGGCGCAGGACCUGGGUCCAAAUUCCAUCCCAGCUCACUGCAAAAUCAUCAUUAAAGUUGUUGAUGUGAAUGACAACAAGCCAGAAAUCAAUUUAAAUCUAAUGUCUCCAGGGAAGGAAGAGAUUGCUUACAUUUCUGAAAAGGCUUCCAUGGAGACAUUUGUUGCUCUUGUCAGGGUGCAAGACAAAGACUCUGGUGUGAAUGGAGAGGUGGUUUGCAAACUUCACGGCCAUGGCCAUUUCAAACUUCAGAAGACCUACGAGAACAACUAUUUCAUCUUGACAAAUACCACUCUGGACAGAGAAAAGCGAUCGGAAUACAGCUUGACUGUUAUAGCAGAAGACAGAGGAACACCAAGUCUCUCUACAGUGAAACAUUUUACUGUCCAAAUUGUAGAUGAAAAUGACAACCCACCUCAGUUUCAGACAAAUAGAUAUGAAAUUGUUAUUUUGGAAAAUAACUCCCCAGGGGCAUAUAUCACCUCUGUCACAGCAACUGAUCCUGAUCUUGGAGAUAAUGGACAGGUGACCUACACUAUCUUGGAGAGCUUUAUUUUGGGAAGCUCCAUAACCACCUAUGUGACUAUUGAUCCCUCCAAUGGAGCCAUCUAUGCACUUAGAACCUUUGACCAUGAAGAAGUCAACCAGAUUGCCUUUGUGGUUCAAGCCAGAGAUGGAGGGACACACCAGCUUGCCAGCAAUACUACAGUGAUGCUAACCAUCAUUGAUGAAAAUGACAAUGCUCCUGUGAUUGUGGGGCCAGUACUGCACAACAAUACAGCAGAGAUCUCAAUCCCUAAAGAAGCUGAAAGUAACUAUCAUGUCACAAGGAUAAGAGCCAUAGACAGAGACUCAGGUAUGAACUCUGAGCUAAGCUGCUCAUUAGCAAGUACUAGUGAAGAUAGCCUCUUCAUAAUGGACCCCCACACUUGUGACAUCUAUCUCAAUGCGAGCGUUGAGUCUACUAAGUCAACAGAGUGGGAAUUUUGGGUGGUUGUUCAAGACAAAGGAAGUCCUCAGCUCAGUACCAAAGCACUUCUAAAAUGCAGUGUUUUUAAAUAUGUUUACCUGUCUUCAUCUACAGAAGCCCCUCAUAUUAGCCACUCCCCGGAUGUAUCCAUGAUUACAAUUAUCUCCUUAGGAGCAAUAUGUGCAGUGCUGCUAGUCAUCAUGGUUGUCUUUGCUACAAGAUGCAAUCGUGAGAAAAAGGACACUAGAUCCUAUAACUGUCGUGUUGCAGAAUCCACAUACCAGCAUCACCCCAAAAGGCCAUCGAGACAGAUUCAUAAAGGGGACAUUACACUCGUACCAACUGCUAAUGGUACUUUACCAAUUAGAGCUCACCACAAAGCUUCACCAUCAUCGUCUCCAACACUAGAAAGAGGACAAAUGAGCAGCCGUCAAAGCCAUCACAGCCACCAGUCUCUAAACAGUCUGGUGACCAUCUCAUCAAAUCACGUGCCGGAGAAUUUCUCUCUUGAGCUCACACAUGCUACACCUGCUGUUGAGGUCUCUCAGCUUCUCUCGAUGCUUCACCAAGGCCAGUACCAGCCAAGGCCAAGUUUUCGAGGAAACAAAUACUCCAGAAGCUACAGGUAUGCCCUUCAAGAUAUGGAUAAGUUCAGCUUGAAAGACAGCGGUCGUGGUGACAGUGAAGCAGGAGACAGUGAUUAUGAUUUGGGGAGAGAUUCUCCAAUUGACAGACUUCUUGGAGAAGGAUUCAGUGACCUUUUCCUUACAGAUGGGAGAAUUCCUGCAGCCUCUCCAUCUUCUGAUUAUAGAAGUAAUAUGUUCAUCCCUGGAGAAGAAUUUCAGCCCCAGCAAAGCCAGCCCCAGCAGCAGCAGGUCCUGGAAGAUGAUUCUCAGCCUGUUGACUCAUCUGAAAAGAAAAAGAGUUUCUCGACCUUUGGCAAAGAUAGUCAGAAUGAGGAGGAAUCAAGUGACCUCUGCACCUCCUCCCUGCUUUCCGAAAUGAACAGUGUUUUCCAGCGUUUAUUGCCUCCUUCCUUAGAUGCCUACACAGAAUGCAAUGAAAUGGAUCCUCCCAGCUCCUUAGAGCGCAGGAAAGGACAUUUGUCUGCCAAGACUGUAAGUUACCCACAAGGGGUAGCAGCGUGGGCAGCCAGUACCCAUUUCCAAAAUCCUGCAAACAGUACUGGGCUAACUUUGGGGACUCAUGCAGGGGCUCAGCCAUCUUCUAAAUGGUUGCCUGCCAUGGAGGAAAUUCCAGAGAAUUAUGAAGAAGAUGACUUUGACAAUGUGCUUAAUCACCUCAACGAUGGGAAACAUGAACUCAUGGAUGCCAGCGAGCUGGUGGCAGAAAUUAACAAGCUUCUACAAGAUGUCCGGCAGAACUAGAGGGUUUUGUUUCAUAGCAUAUUAAUUUUCCAUAUUUAUGGGAAACUGAGGGAAAGAAACCCAGAAUGACAAGA
Messenger RNA from Gekko japonicus, 3805 nucleotides. It is a transcript of the gene PCDH18, whose product is annotated as protocadherin 18. Gene Ontology annotation, molecular function: calcium ion binding. Gene Ontology annotation, biological process: homophilic cell-cell adhesion. The transcript is spliced from 4 exons. The record is from RefSeq and is a predicted model, not a curated record. The coding region runs from base 423 to 3731 and encodes 1102 amino acids. Gene Ontology annotation, cellular component: plasma membrane. NCBI's taxonomy places the organism in Eukaryota, Metazoa, Chordata, Lepidosauria, Squamata, Gekkonidae.